AUGCCACUCCGGAAGGGAAUCACAGUCAAUAACCACACGGGCGCCUUCGAAGACGACGACGACUUUACCGACGAGGACUCGGCCGGCAUCCAGGUAGUCUCCGCCAGCGAGGACGAAUACACCACCUCGGAGGCGACCGACGAGGAAGACGACGAAGAAGACGAAGAGGGCGAGGAAGACGACGACGACGACGAGGAAGACGAAGACGACGACGAGGAAGGCUCGUGGGACUACAUAGAGGACGAAAUCAACCCCUCCGACUCGGCCUCGCGUCCACAAGUCGUCAGCAAGCACCACUCGGCGCAGCGGCACGCUGUCUCGCAUCACGCUGUUGCACGCCACGUUAUUCCCCCACCUGCUAUAGCCCCUCCACGUGGACCACGCACAAAGGCCUCGCACCGAGAUCGAGCCUCUUCGCGUCACGCAGCGCCCGUCCCAGAUCCUCCCUCGCGCCACGAGAGCCAAAGUCGUAGCCGCAGCCGCAGCAAACUGGAGCGCACACGCAGGUCGAGGCGGCCAAGGCCCCAAUCCGUCCAUCAGGACGCUCUCGAGGUCGAGGACGACGACUACCCAUACGGAGCCCCGCCCCACCCUGGCCAUCCUCCCGGCCAUCCCAGUGCUGGCUGGGGCCACAUACCCCAACAUGCUCCCAACGGCUAUGCGCCCAGCUUGAUGUCGGAUCCACGCUACCCCUACGGCGGCUUCCCGGGCGGCGCACAAUCGCCCCCGGGUCAGCUGGUGCCCUUCGGUCAAGAGGCACACUCGGCCUAUGCUCAGAACCCCUUUGCCCCUAACGGCCAGAAUCCUUUUACUCAAGGUCCUCCUUCGGCUGGCGAUCCACGCGGCGGUUACUUUCCCGAUUACCAGGACCCGCGCCAUCAAGACCCACGCCACCAAGAUCCGCGUCAAUCACGUAGGGGUCAUCGUAAGUCCAUGCCGGCGGCGCCCCAAGCAGACAUGAUGCCUUAUUCACCAAUGGGCUACUACCCACCAUACGGUGCUUCGCCCUAUGGUGGCAUGCCACCGCACAUGUAUCCGUACGGACAUCCAGAGCAUCACUCUCCACCUCCACAACACCCGCCUUCGCACCCACCCUCGCAUCCACCCUCGAAGCGUCCUACACCGAAGCCCCAGCCUCCGCCUGAAGAAGAACAUCAUGUCCCCGCUGCACCAGCUCCGCCUCCGCCCCCACCUCAGCCUCAGCCAGCCCAAACCCCUGCUGACCAGAUGCAACUGCAGACGUUGCAGCAGCUUAUGCAACAACAGCAGUUGCAACAGCAACCCAUGCAACAGCAACUCAUGCAGCAACCCAUGCAACAGCAGCUCAUGCAACAAAUGCACCCUAUGGCUAUGAUGGCUCAACCUCCCCCUCCGCCUCCCGCUCCCGCGCAACCUGAUCCAAAGGAGGAGGGCAUGCUCUCCAAGCUUGAGAAACUCUUAUUGGGCAAGGAGGAAGAGGAGAGAAAGGCGGCCGAGAAAGCAAGAAGAGACGCUGAAUUAGCCAAGUUCGAUCGCCUCGAAAAUCUGCUCAUUGCCCAACAAGAGGCUAAAAUCGAGAAAGAAAAGGCUAAGAAGGAGGCUGCCGAGAAGGCUGCUCAAGAAGCUGCCGAGGCAAAGAAGAGGGGUGAUGAAGACAAGCUCGCCAAACUCGAAAGCCUCAUCCUUGCUCAGAAAGACGAACAACUCAAGCGUGAGGCGGCUGCAGACGCGGCUCGAGCAGCCGACAAGGCAGCUGCAGAUGCGGAGGCAACCAAGAUUGCAGAAGAAAAGAAAGCCGCUGCCGAAAAAGCCAAGCUGAUGCUCGAAGCAGCGCAAAAGGCACGUGAAGAAGCUGAGAAGAAAGCCGCCGCAGAAGCCGAGGAGACCAAGAAGGCCCAUGAGAAGGCUUUGGCAGAAGCCAAGGCUGCUGCGGACGACCUGGAAAAGGGAAAGAAGGCUGCUGAAGAAGAGGCCGCCAAGUUGAAACCAUCCGACGCUCCAAAGGCCCCAAUCAAGUUCAAGGAUGCUGUUGGUCGCAAGUUCAGCUUCCCGUGGGCUCUGUGUAAAACAUGGAAGGGCAUGGAAGAACUCAUCAAGCAAGCUUUUCUGCACGUCGAUGUGAUUGGCCCUCACGUUCAUGAAGGCCACUACGACCUCGUCGGACCGGACGGCGAGAUCAUCCUCCCCCAGGUCUGGGAAACCAUGAUCCAACCAGACUGGGCCAUUACUAUGCAUAUGUGGCCAAUGCCUGAACCCCCGCCACCACCACCGGAACCGCCCAAAGAAGCGUUUCCUCCACCACCGCCCCCUCCACCGGAUGCGCAAGUGUUCCUGUCCAGCCACCUUCCGUUGAAAGGAAAGGGCAAGAGGGACAAGAGCCAGAAACGCCAAUCCCUCCCUCAGGCACAUAUCGUGCAAGUGCCCCCUCCUCCUCCGGGUGUCAUGCCUGGUCCUCCACCCCCACCGCCGCCUCCUGGACAUCCUGCUGGUGGUUCCCCCCCUCCUGCAGUUGUCGUUAUGCCCAGUGGCAGUGGCAGCUCCGGAAGUUCUCGCAAGAAGCCUGCGCCAUCACCUUUCUUCAGAUGGGCUGCUGGCACCCAAGUCAGGAAGAAGAAAUAG
Messenger RNA from Alternaria postmessia, 2598 nucleotides. RefSeq lists its product as uncharacterized. The record is from RefSeq and is a predicted model, not a curated record. Bases 1 to 2598 code for a protein of 865 amino acids. The transcript has 3 exons. NCBI's taxonomy places the organism in Eukaryota, Fungi, Ascomycota, Dothideomycetes, Pleosporales, Pleosporaceae.